Drosophila willistoni is the source of this 6110-nucleotide messenger RNA. RefSeq names its product echinoderm microtubule-associated protein-like CG42247 (gene DCX-EMAP). Bases 1950 to 5285 code for a protein of 1111 amino acids. The record is from RefSeq and is a predicted model, not a curated record. The transcript has 12 exons. Gene Ontology annotation, biological process: intracellular signal transduction; microtubule cytoskeleton organization. Gene Ontology annotation, cellular component: mitotic spindle. Gene Ontology annotation, molecular function: microtubule binding. NCBI's taxonomy places the organism in Eukaryota, Metazoa, Arthropoda, Insecta, Diptera, Drosophilidae.
GCAAUUCGACAAUUAUCUUACUGCACUAACAAUAUGGAAUACAAACCAAAUUUCUUAUAUGCUAACAAUAAUAAUGCAUUUCGUUCAGAAACAUACCGGCGCCCUCUGAACUAUUAGUUCACAUUGGGAGGGCCGCUACUUUGGUGAUAGGGCGUUUGUAAGAUCCAUGGGCAGUACUUACAGUAACUACCCGAAUCAAGCCAUCGUCUCCAGGAUGGACCGCAGAGACUCGUCGCAAUAUCCAUUUGGUGGGUGGAAGAUGUGGCUCCUUGAGCACCAUAAGAGUUCCAACACAAAGGUUAUUCUCUCUUGAUAACCAUUUGGUUCGGUCUUGCAGUGAUGUGAGAUAUUCCAUAUACAUACCAGCGCUUCCAGAACCCCUGUACCAUAGCUUGAAGUUGAUUCCAUCUCUCCACACGGUUGAAUGUCAUGUCCAAAUAACAGGGCUCAGGUAGCGCAGUGUAAGGUGACCCAACAAGAAAAUGAGCAGGUGUGAGAGGGUCCAGAGAGCUGUCACCGUUUGCGCACAGUGGUCUUGAGUUUAAUACAGCUUCAAUUUGCGCUAACACAGUAGACAACUCCUCAAAGGUCAGUGCGUUAGCGCCGAUAACCCGACUUCACUCAAAACUAGCAAGUUCCUUAUCCUUCAUGUGAUCGAUGGCCAAACGUCUCAUCUCGUCUAGCGCACGUCUACUUCCAUGAAAGGUGGUACCAUUGUCCGAGUAGAGAUCAGUGGGUCUCGUUCGGCUGUAAGGGUGCGCUGUUUCAAACAUUAAAUUAUAUAAAUCUGCUAGCUAGACGAAUAUAUUUGGCAUACACUAUUUCUAAGGCGAAUUGACCUUGAGCUUUUUUUUUGGAACCGAGCUUACACGAUCCACUUCCAUAGAAAAGCUCAUGCAAGAGAAGGGCCCAAAAAUUGAGCUUGAAUAGUGUGCAGGGAGUCUAGAAUGGUCUGAGCUAUAGGGCAGUUGUGCGAAUAAGAGGAGGGAGAACGCGAAAAAAAACCGCAAGUGCAAGCAAUGCACGUGGAGUGACGUAACACUCCGGUACCCUCGUGGACCUUACAUAAGUCCACGCAUCUUUUUUUCGAGUUCCAAUUUUAAUUAAGGAACGAAAAUAAAACGCCACUGCCAGCGCUGUCUUGCCUCCGUUAAAGGCAAGCGCGUACCCAUUGUGUCAGCCACUAUAAGGCCAGCAGACGACCCCAUCCAUGGUUUCAUGUCGAACUUUUGGGACUACGACCAAAUAAAUGUCGGACCAUAGGAUAAAUUGUUGGAGAGCGAUUUGGCCAUAAGUGCGUAUUGUUGUGUGGAGCGUACCCAGCCAGCCUAAUUCCUAGGCGAACCCUCGUUGGAGUUUAUGUUUCACCUUUGGACACGGGAUAGCCCCUCGCAACAAAGACCGGAGAUUUCUGCUGGGAAGACGUUGCAGCAGGGAUAGCCCCUCGCAACAAAGACCGGAGAUUUCUGCUGGGAAGACGUUGCAGCAGAUUCAAAAACCAGCAAAGAUGACCCCAACCUUACCCCAGCCCGUAGUGGGCCCUCAAACAGCCGUUUUUCUUUUUCUUUAAGUAUCGUACAAACAUGUGUUCAAAUUUAUAAGCAUAAAAUUUAUAAUGAAAUUUCUAUUUAGUAGGUUCUGAAAGUUGGUAACGAGAAGCAAGUUUUACUUUGGUACCCUUCUUAAUAAUUUUAACAGCCUCUAGUGCGCCACCCAUCAUCAAGCCUGCUGACUGGAUUGGACUCUACAAACUCUUGGAUUGGCAAACAUCAACGCAGCGCGAAAACCCAACUUCAACUACAGACUAUAGAGCGCCUGGAAUCAGCGCAGAGCCACCUGAGAAAAGGUUUGCGUCUGCGUCGACGCAGCAAAUUUGGUUGACCACAACAAAUCAGACACGCAAGGCAUAAAGAGUUCGUUAAGAGAGAGCGCGACUAGCUACAAGGACAAUGUCCAACGAAGAGAAUGACUAUAUAGGUGGACCUGGUGCUGCGGAUGACGAUAAUGGGGCAGGAGUUGAUUUGGACGAAGACCGCGGUAGCGUCGCAGCAGCUGCUGCUAGUCACGAACCCAUGCUUGUUGGACAAACAAUGCCACAAAUUAGUUCGAACGCACAGCUCGAGGGAAACGUUACGCCGAAGACGACUCAGUUCGAUGAUAACCAAAUAAAUAAUAACGCUAGCAACAAGCUACUUCACCAGAGCAAUAAUAACGACAGCAACCGCAGUAGCCCCACCAAGAGCCCCACACGCAAUAUAUCAUCGAGUUUUCAAAUCAACUACGAUGACGAGGAGGACCUAACAGAAGAUAAGCCGGCAUUGGCUGCUGGGAUUGGACCAGCACCAGAAGCAGGUGCAACUGCGGGCAGAGGCGGGGUACCCGAUUACUGGCAACAGCGUAACGGAGGAGCCGGAUCAAGUUGCGCAAUCAGCCCUGGAUAUUUGGAUAACAUGAGUGAGAAUUCGGAGCAACCGCCUGUUGUACCCCUUGUGCGUUCAAAGUCUCGACCGGAAAUUUCAAGCUCCGCCGCUUCACGUUAUUCCAAUUUGUCGUAUUGGAAAGCUCGAAGAGUAGUCUUCUAUCGCAAUGGGGAUCCCUUUUUUCCCGGUGUGGAGCUCCGCUAUCGCCCCGGCAGGGAUGUCACCUCGUUGGACAAUUUGCUAGACAAAAUCUCUCCGAAAAUGGAUUUGCCCCGAGGGGCCCGCUAUGUCUUCUCAAUGGAUGGCGAUCGAAAGUAUCACCUAGACGAACUGGAAGAUGGGGCCUUCUAUGUCGUCUCCUCAUUUAAGGCAUUUAAGCCUGCCAGCUACGGUAAAAAGAACGGCAUGUGGUACGCAUCGCCAGGAAAUCAGGGAUGGGGAUCCAAGCCUGCUAGUCGCAAGCCAUCAAUAAUGGAAGCGGAUUUGGGCACACUAUCAACUACAUCGGGAUCGAUAAAACGUAGUGCUGGUCGUGUAAUACGCAUCAUCAACAAUUUGGACCAUUCGGUGCAGUGUCGCGUUUUGUUAAACCUACGCACCUCUCAACCAUUUGAGGAAGUGCUUGAGGAUUUGGGUCAAGUGUUAAAAAUUAACGGAGCAAAAAAAAUGUAUACAGGCACAGGCCAGGAGGUACGCAGUUUUUCUCAACUCCGCAAUGAAUUCGCCGAUGUGGACACAUUCUAUUUAGCCACAGGAACAGCUCUGAUUGCUGGUUCGCCUAUACGUAGAUCGCGGUCACGUCCUUCGGUAGUUGCGGCCGCACCCAUAAUUCCCACGGACGAAUUGCCCAAAGUGCCGUUGCGAGGUGCGCGUCCACGCAGCAAGAGUCGUCCACGGAUAUUGUAUGCCCCAGAGAGUGAGAUUUUACGACCAAAUGGGGAAUACUCUAUGUUGGACAUAAUGAAGGAAGAGCCAAGUAAGGUGACCAUACGUGGACUGCGACGCACCUUUUAUCCGCCCUUACACCAUGCACCGGCUGAUAAUUCACCGCCCGAUAAAAAACUGCAAUUGCAGUGGGUUCAUGGUUACCGUGGAAUUGACGCACGUCGCAAUCUAUGGGUAUUGCCUUCUGGAGAACUUCUCUACUAUGUGGCCGCUGUGGCAGUUCUAUUCGAUCGGGACGAAGAUACCCAGCGUCAUUAUGUAGGCCACACCGAAGACAUUAUGUGCAUGGAUGUGCAUCCCUCACGAGAGCUGGUGGCUUCCGGUCAAAAAGCAGGUCGCGAUCGAAAAUCACAGGCACACGUUCGCAUUUGGAGUACUGAAUCGCUGCAAACCCUAUAUGUUUUCGGUAUGGGAGAACUAGAUACCGGAGUUACAGCUGUAGCCUUUUCGCAGUUGAACGGAGGCAGUUAUAUUCUUGCUGUUGACAGCGGCCGGGAGAGCAUAUUGUCUGUUUGGCAAUGGCAAUGGGGUCACCUGCUGGGCAAAGUGGCUACUCUGCAAGAGGGCUUAUCGGGGGCUGCUUUUCAUCCCCUCGAUGAUAAUCUUAUUAUCACUCAUGGUCGUGGGCACUUGGCAUUCUGGCAUCGCCGCAAAGAUGGUUUCUUUGAACGUACAGAUAUUGUUAAGCAGCCUUCACGUUCACAUGUAACCAGCGUGCAAUUUGAGCCAGAUGGCGAUGUUAUAACAGCGGAUUCGGAUGGUUUUAUUACCAUAUACUCGGUGGACUCUGAUGGCGCCUACUUUGUGCGCACAGAAUUCGAGGCACACAAUAAAGGCAUCGGUUGUCUUAUUAUGCUAGGUGAGGGCACUCUGCUUUCAGGUGGUGAAAAGGAUCGGAAAAUAGCCGCAUGGGAUUCCUUACAGAACUACAAGAAGAUAGCCGAUACAAAGCUUCCCGAAGCCGCUGGUGGAGUGAGAACCAUCUAUCCACAGCGUCCUGGCCGCAAUGAUGGCAACAUCUACGUGGGCACCACCCGCAAUAAUAUUCUAGAAGGCUCUUUACAGCGUCGCUUCACGCAGGUUGUGUUCGGGCACGGUCGUCAACUUUGGGGGUUAGCCGCUCAUCCUGAUGAUGAACUGUAUGCCACAGCUGGCCAUGAUAAGCAUGUGGCCCUGUGGCGAAAGAAUAAACUAAUUUGGACCAUUCAAACUGGUUAUGAGUGUGUUGCAUUGGCUUUUCAUCCGUUUGGCACUCUGGCUGCGGGCAGCACUGAGGGUCAUCUGUUGGUUAUCAAUUGUGACAACGGAGCUGUGAUGUUGACGCUUCGUGUUUGUGGAUCACCCCUCAAUUGCGUGGCUUACAAUCAGGUUGGCGACAUGAUCGCUAUGGGUUCGCAAAAUGGCAGCAUUUACCUCUUUCGCGUCUCACGAGAUGGUUUCUCAUAUAAGAAGGUCAACAAAAUACGCGGUUCCCAGCCUCUCACGCAUCUCGAUUGGAGCAUGGAUGGAAAUUUCGUGCAGACAGUGACUAUUGAUUUCGAUUUACUAUUUUGGGACGCCAAGUCACUGUCACCCGAACGUAGCCCCAUUGCCAUGAAGGAUGUCAAAUGGCUGACCAGCAACUGUACAGUGGGCUUUUUAGUGGCUGGACAGUGGAGUAAUCGUUAUUAUAGCAGCACUACUACAAUUGUAGCCACUUGCAGUCGAUCAGCUGCCCAUGACAUGUUAGCCUCAGGUGAUGCUGAAGGAUAUUUGCGCUUGUUCAGAUAUCCUUGCAUCUCGCCACGUGCUGAGUUCCAUGAGUCAAAAGUUUAUUCUGGAAUGCUGGCUUGCGCUCGUUUUCUAUGCGGCGAUCACACCCUAAUCACUGUAGGCGGCACUGAUGCUUCCCUAAUGGUCUGGGACAUUGUUGAGGAAUAACUGAAAUGGCCACCGUGGCGCCCUACUGGACAGUACGAAUCAUCUUACACGGAUUACUGGCAUCGUCGCACUUCUCAAGUUUCCUCCACCGUUUUGGAUAGUGACUCUUUGGGCUAUCAGUAAAAAAAACUCCGAGUAGCUUCAUACGUCCAAGUACUGUCUAGUUUUUAAGCUUGCAAUACCAACAACGACAAUGAAUUGGCCAGCAUUCCCAUUUGGUUUAUAGAAAAAUAUCAAAAAAGGUAGCUUCGGCUAUGCCGGGACUUUUAUACCCUUGCAGUCUUUUUUCGUAACAUUUUAAUUUGUUAUAACUGUGACAAUCACUCUGCCUUCCUCCUUUUAUAUCUUUCCCUUCAGCUUAAGCCCCUUACAUAUGUAUACGGCAUAUCGUCACACAGUUUAUGCAGUUUAUGCUUUUCUUAGAACUUUUUUGGUAUUGUUCCUAUCCAUAGGUUUGAGAGUUACCUAUGAGUGAUGUAGUUGUCCGAUCUCAAAACUCAAAGGUGCAAAAUACAUAAGUGUUUGCGACUAAUUUGGGUUCAAAAACUUAAGAAAAAAAAGUUUUCCUUUUUAAGUCUACUCUUAUCACUGAUCGUUGUGAUCGAUGUGGUAGCUAUGUAUUACAUUGGAACGAUCCGACCGAUUAAAGAAUUUCUCCUAAAUAUGGUAAAAAAUAGCUGCAAUUUGAUUCAAUAACUUUUAAAAGUGUGAGAGUAAUUGAAGAGGACAUGCUGACCGACUUCAAUAUGGCUUCAUCGACUCGGCUGACGAGUAAGCUUUGCAAGGGUAUAACAAUGACUAAAAUCAUAAAAUAUAUGAGAUUAU